Messenger RNA from Penicillium oxalicum, 1539 nucleotides. Its product is annotated as C2HC5-type zinc finger protein. Gene Ontology annotation, cellular component: nucleus. The coding region runs from base 1 to 1539 and encodes 512 amino acids. Gene Ontology annotation, biological process: regulation of DNA-templated transcription. Lineage: Eukaryota; Fungi; Ascomycota; Eurotiomycetes; Eurotiales; Aspergillaceae. The transcript has a single exon. The record is from RefSeq and is a predicted model, not a curated record. Gene Ontology annotation, molecular function: zinc ion binding.
AUGCCCGAUCUUUCCACAUGGGCUCUCUCCCGGCUCAGCCAGCUUCUCCCGCUGGACGAGGAAUCGCUCAAGCAGAUCAUUGACUAUUCCGCCUCACUCCCCAAAGACGCCUGCGCGGAGCACCUGAAAAACCUUCUGGGGGAUUCUCCAGCAGCUCUAGACUUUAUCACCUCCUUCAAUGUACGACGCAAUGAUGUACCACCUUCAGUAUCCUCCGCUCCCAGCUCCUCGUCUCGCUCCGGAGCGCCCCAGACGCACGAGCGAUCGAAGGGGAGAUCCAAGAAGGAGAAGAAGCCGCUCCAUAGUGCAGGUCCCCCGCGCCGCCCCGAGAACUACGGCGACAUCGGGGGAGGCUAUAUGAAGUCGCAGCAGGAUGAGGAAUACAUGUCUGCAAGCAAGCGCUCCACGCAGGGGCUGGCCAUCCCUCCCUCCGGCUCGUCCGCGUCAUCUCGUGCGCCGUCUCCCGCAAACGCCCAUGUCGCCGCCAAACCACCCCCGUCGGCCUCGGGGCCGGUGCUGUCUGAUCUACUGCCCAAUGUACGAUCCAAGACUGGGAAGUCGGCGCGACACGCUGGUGGAAGUGCUGGCAAUACCGGAAGUGGCUCCAAGGGAGGCGCCACACUCACCACGAAUAAUAUCUCUGAUCUGACAUCUGCCAUUGCGAUGCUGGAGUUGUCAACGAAUCCGACUAUGGGGACCGAGAAACGCAAAUGCACCUGUAACGCGACGAUCCAUCCCUUAUUCGAUCCUGCCCCAAACUGCAUCAACUGCGGCAAGAUCAUAUGCUCCCUGGAAGGGCUGCAGCCCUGCUCCUUCUGCGGAACGCCCUUACUCUCCCCCGGGGAGAUUCAGAGCAUGAUCAAGGAGCUUCGCGCGGAGCGUGGACAAGAGAAGAUGCGCGCCCACAACGACAGCGUCCAUCAUGAUGGAGGACCACGACCCACGGGUUCCGGGCCCGGGUCCGCUGCCUCCAGCAAGCUCGAUGCCGCCCGCGCUCACAGGGACAAACUUUUGCAGUUCCAGGCCCAGAAUGCUCGCCGCACCAAGGUGGUCGAUGAGGCGGCCGACUUUGAGACUCCCAAUGUGGCGUCCACUCUGUGGAUGAGCCCAGCACAACGAGCGCUGGCGCUCAAGAAGCAGCAGCGGAUUCAAAGGGAGAUCGAAGACAAGGCUCGACCGGAAUGGGAGAAGAAACAAACCAUCAUGAGCCUCGACAUCAAGGGGGGCAAGGUGCGUCGAGUUUACCAGUCUGCCCCGGUGGAGUCUCCUUCCCAUGUCAGCGAGCCUGAGCCGGAGGACGAGGCUGAGGCCGAGGCCGAGCAACAAACUCGCUCAAAGGGGCAUGCCUUUAGCCACAACCCGCUGCUCGCCGCUGGAGGACUGAUGCGUCCGGUCUGGCGCGCUCCAGAGGGAAAGGGACCCGAGUCCGGUGAGCGGGCGGAGCGGAAACAGACGUGGCGCCGCGUGCAAGACGACAAUGAUGAUAAUGAGCAGUGGAUUCUCGACGGUGGGCUCCACGGCCACGAUGAGUCUGUCUGA